Messenger RNA from Hydra vulgaris (swiftwater hydra), 2310 nucleotides. Its product is annotated as phosphatidylinositol 4-phosphate 5-kinase type-1 beta. Lineage: Eukaryota; Metazoa; Cnidaria; Hydrozoa; Anthoathecata; Hydridae. Gene Ontology annotation, biological process: phosphatidylinositol phosphate biosynthetic process. The record is from RefSeq and is a predicted model, not a curated record. Gene Ontology annotation, cellular component: plasma membrane. Gene Ontology annotation, molecular function: 1-phosphatidylinositol-4-phosphate 5-kinase activity.
CAGAUUUUAUGGUGUAUCAACUUACUGUUUGAUAUAAAUGCAUCAGAUGUCUAAACAAAUGCAAAAAGAUUUCUUAUGAGUUCUGAAGCAUCACUUGCUGACCAUUUUACAAUGAGUGCUGCUCAAAAUGAAUCUGCUGAACAACUUAAUAACAGACAUGGUUCACAUGCAAGUGAUGAUGAUGGGCUUGUUGACAAAAAAGACCCUUCUUGGAAAUCAAAGUCUAUUAUUAAGCAAGGUCAUUUAAGAGUAAAAGAAGAUGGGCAAAAAGUUUACAAAAAGACUCCAAGUCAAGCCAUUAUGGAUGCUACACAGCUUGGUAUUGGUUUUUCAGUUGGUAGACUCAGUGCAAAACCAGAGCGUGAUGUUCUUAUGGGUGAUUUCUAUUUUGUUGAAAAAGUUUGGUUUCCAAGCUCUGGCUCUAAAGAAACACCAUCUCAUAAGUUUUAUGACUUUCGUUUUAAAACCUAUGCUCCUGUUGCAUUUCGAUAUUUCAGAGACUUGUUUGGUAUUCAACCUAGUGACUUUCUUCUUUCUCUUGCUAAUGAGCCAAUUAAGGAGAUAUCUAAUCCUGGAGCAAGUGGUUCUUUAUUUUUUGUGUCCAACGAUGAUAUGUUUAUUGUAAAAACUGUUACUCAUAAAGAAGCUACUUUCUUACAACAGCUUUUACCUGGAUAUUACAUGAACCUACAUCAAAAUGCACGUACACUUUUACCAAAGUUUUUUGGGUUAUACUGCUAUCAGUCUGGAAGUUCUAAUAUAAGAUUGACUGUUAUGAAUAAUUUGCUUCCUUCAAAGUAUAAAUGUCAUAUGAAAUUUGAUCUUAAGGGUUCAACAUACAAAAGGAAAGCAAAUAAAUUAGAAAAAGCAAAGAAAAGUCCAACUUACAAAGAUCUAGAUUUUUUAACAAUGUUUCCAAAUGGAAUUCCUUUAGAUGCUGACACCUAUGAUGCUGUUGUCAAAACAAUCAGUAGAGAUGUUAGGGUUUUAGAAAGCUUUAAAAUUAUGGAUUACAGUUUUCUUCUUGGCAUUCACAAUGUUCACCAAGCUGAACUUGAGAGAACAGCAGAUAUUGCUACUUCACCUAACCACAUGUUGCCGAAUCCAGAAAGAGAAGCAAGACGAAAUGAAUUUGGGGCUGCUCUUGAAGCUAUUCAGAUAAGCAAGGAUGAUAAGGAUCCUGAUGUUCGACCUUGUCCAGUAGGAGGUAUCCCUGCUAAAAAUGAAAAAGGGGAGCAGUUAGUUUUGUUUCUUGGAAUCAUUGAUAUUUUGCAGAACUAUAGGUUAGCUAAAAAGAUGGAGCACAGUUGGAAAUCAAUUUUGACUGAUGGGGACACAGUUUCUGUGCACAAACCCUCAUUUUAUGCAAAACGAUUUUUGGAUUUUAUCAAAGACAAAGUUUUUAAAAGAAUUGGUGUUCAAAAAAGUAACACUAAACGUCGGUCAUAUCGUAGUUCUAAUGCUGUUCCCUUCAGUGAAAAAGUUCAUGCCUCAUCUCUAGCAGAUACCUCUUUUGAUCAAACAUUUGAUGGGUUGUCACUUCAAUCAGAAAUUGAUUUAGCAAACAAAAUCAAAACGAACAAGGUUGUAACUAUAAUGGAACCAGAGAAUGAAAUCAUAGAAGAAACAGUAAUACAUGAAGCAUUCAAUUCUACUGACCAAAUAGACAAUAAAGAAAGUGAAGAUGAAGGAGGAACUUUAAAUCUACAUGCAGUUAAUAAUUUUCAACCAGUCCAAUCUUCAGAAAAAGACUUUAAUGUUGAAGACGAUAAAAUUAUUCAUGCAAAUAAUGAUGAAAAUGAUGUAGAAAAAAAUAGAAGUAGCACACUUAACUCAAUAUCUGUACGGAUAAAUAUGGGUAGAGUUGAAUCUAACAUUGUUUCUAAUGAAGAAAUAUCAUAUGUAGAAGAGGUUUACAAUGAAAGCAAGUUUUAAGCAAAUUUUAUUGUAAACAAUAAUGUAUAAUUGUAGAUUUGGGUGACGAUGCUUUGAUCAUUUAUUUUAUCAUGUUGUGCAAGAAACAAAGACAAACUUGUUUUAAUCAUAUUUUUAUAUUGAAAAAAUCUUUAUUUUCAUUGUAAUUUCAUAAAGUUUUUUUAAAUUAAGUUGGUUUUUAAUUUUCUUAUAUUUUGUGUUUUAAAAAUGAUUGCAAUAGUCUCCUUGCAUCUUUAGAUCAUUUUUUGUAUAUAAUUUUGAUAGAAUAAUUUUCUUUAUUGGCUGUAAUAUAAUCUAAUUAGGCUGUGUUUAUUAGAAAAUUGUAAAUGGGGAAAUAUCCUUAAAACUAUAAAAUAAAAGAUUUUUUAUUUGUAA